Molecule: messenger RNA, 468 nt
Organism: Phlebotomus argentipes
Lineage: Eukaryota; Metazoa; Arthropoda; Insecta; Diptera; Psychodidae
Exons: 3
Coding region: 1-468 (155 amino acids)
Source: RefSeq, a predicted model, not a curated record
AUGGUUCUCCUCCUCGUUGGAGGAAUAUCCUGUGACCUCAUGGACGGGAUAACGCCAUGUGAUAACAAUGUUCCGCUUCCACUUGAUGUUUAUGUCUACGGUUGUGACAGUCUUCCUUGCAUUGUUCACAACGGCGAUACCGUGUACUUCGAGAUGGAUUUCCUUGUCCACGAAUUCACUCCAAUCUUGACGGCGAAUGUUUCAAUAGUUCUUGGACCGCUCCAAAUCCCAUUUGCACUUCCCGAAGAAGAUCAAAAUGCUUGCAAUGGCCUUAUUGGUGAUAUUCGCUGUCCUGUGUUUAGCGGCGAUGUCCCCCGAUAUGGUCUUGGCAUGAAGGUCGAAGCCCCCGUUUCCGGCGUCACUGUCGUCUUGGAAUUUUGGCUCGAAGAUUACAAUAGAAAGCGCGUAGUGUGCUACAGACGUGAGCAGAGAGUCGAUCGUCCACGUGCCAUAAAUCAUGAAGAAUGA